Hydatigera taeniaeformis is the source of this 519-nucleotide messenger RNA. NCBI's taxonomy places the organism in Eukaryota, Metazoa, Platyhelminthes, Cestoda, Cyclophyllidea, Taeniidae. The record is from the annotation of a GenBank genome assembly.
AUGCCAUUUCUUGAUCGCCCAAGUCAGAAUCUUCCUAUAACAGCAUUGGAAAAACAAUCCAUCAACGGCACCGAGUACGCAGCGCCUUCAAUCGGAUAUUUUAGGUCCAGCGUCCCCGUUCCCGCAGUAGCAAAGCUAACUAUUCCUGGUGUAUGCACAGAUUAUCGCUUUACUGCAAACGAUCUAAUCAAUGAGGGUGAGCUGGGACACGGUAACUUUGCAUUUGUUCAAAAAAUGCGGCAUCGAAAGCUUACUUGCUCAAUGGCAGUGAAGAUUGUUCGGUCAGUGUUAAAUGAGCGUGAGAAAAACAAAUCCCUUAAGGAUCUGCACAUUAUUAUGAAAUCGAAAUUCGAACGAAUUGUCACCUUUUAUGGAGCCAUAUUUCAUGAGAGUGAAUGCUGGAUCUGUAUGGAAUUAAUGGACUCCUCUCUUGACAAGUUCUACAAAAUGGUCUAUUUGGAGCGCAAAUCAUUUAUCCCAGAGGCUGUGCUCGCGAUGAUUACCGUUGCUGUGAUUUAU